CUUGGUUUUGUUGCUUGCCGCCUCUGGAUACGAUUCUUUUUGUUAAUCAAUCUGAUUCCAAGUCCAAAAAAACAGAGCUUUUCAAUUUCCCAUGUCGAUGCGGCGGAAGGGGAAGAAGAGAGCAAGGUCUGAGACCCCUGGUUCCACCGCCCAUCCCAAGAACAAAUACUCCGACAACCCUCCCGAUUUCGCCUCGCUGGCCUCUCUCUACCCUUCUUUCAAGCCCUUCGUUUUCUUCUCCGGCUCUCGACCCCGCAUCGACUGGACCGACUACAACGCCACGCGAGAGCUCACUCGCGUCCUCCUCCUCCACGACCACGCCCUCAGCUGGUGGAUUCCUGACGGACAGCUCUGCCCAACUGUCCCCAACAGAUCCAACUACAUCCACUGGAUCAACGACCUCCUCUCCUCCCAGAUCCUUCCAAGCUCCUCCUGUGGCAACAACAAAGUAAAGGGCUUUGACAUUGGUACUGGCGCCAAUUGCAUUUAUCCUCUCCUCGGUGCUUCCCUUUUCGGCUGGAGUUUUGUCGGCUCGGAUAUUACUGAUGUAGCUCUAGAGUGGGCUGAGAAGAAUGUUCAAAGCAAUCCCCACGUUUCAGACCUCAUCGAGAUCAGACGCUCUCACAUCCUUCCAUCCGAGGAAGAUGACAUCAAGGUACUCCUCGGCGUUGUCAAGGAAUCUGAGACGUUUGACUUCUGUAUGUGCAAUCCUCCCUUUUUCGAAACCAUGGAGGAAGCUGGGCUUAACCCUAAAACCUCAUGCGGUGGAACUCAUGAGGAGAUGGUUUGUAACGGUGGGGAGCAAGCUUUUGUCACCCGUAUUAUACAAGAUAGCGCUGUCCUCAGGCAAAGAUUCAGGUGGUACACUUCAAUGCUUGGGAAGAAGGCUAACCUCAAGCUCUUGAUACCAAAGCUUUGGGAAGUAGGGGUUACUGUUGUUAAGACCACUGAGUUUGUGCAAGGCCAAACUUCGCGUUGGGGCCUCGCCUGGUCCUUCGUUCCCCCAGCUACUAGGAAGAUUAUAGCACCUACUCCUGUAUCCAAAAACACCCUUCUUUCUUUUAUGCUUGAGGGCAUUAAACGGCAGUACAGCGCUGCGGAUGUGCUGCAGUCAGUUGAAGAGUUCUUCAAGAGCUCUGGUGCCUCCUCCAAAUUAAACUCGAAUACCUUUUCUGUUGACAUUGUUGCGUCCAGUGACCAGUGCAACACAAUCACCAAUAGGGAUGAUGUGGAUAGUGUGAGAAGUCAUGGAUCGCUGGAUGGCUCCAGUUUGCAAGUCCCUCAAGAUGACCUAUCUUUCCGCAUCUUGGUGUUCCAGCAGAUGCCAGGAACGUUGCUUAUAAAAGGAUCAUUGCAGCAUAAAGAUAGUCCUUUCUCAGGGUUGUUCUCUGUGGUUUUUGGUUCCUUGGAAGAAAGUAUGAAGUCCAAAUUUUGUCGGUAACCAGUUACAGAGUACUCUACUCACUUUAAGAAUGGUAUCUGGUAAAAACUGUAUGUCACAUAUGUAACAUGUUCUUACAUACCAAUGGAUAAUUGAUAUGUAAUUUUAAGAUACGUAAUCUACUAAUCUAUUUUGUUA
Messenger RNA from Brassica oleracea var. oleracea, 1579 nucleotides. RefSeq names its product methyltransferase-like protein 16. NCBI's taxonomy places the organism in Eukaryota, Viridiplantae, Streptophyta, Magnoliopsida, Brassicales, Brassicaceae. Bases 92 to 1441 code for a protein of 449 amino acids. The transcript has 5 exons. Gene Ontology annotation, biological process: rRNA base methylation. Gene Ontology annotation, molecular function: 23S rRNA (adenine(1618)-N(6))-methyltransferase activity. Gene Ontology annotation, cellular component: nucleus. The record is from RefSeq and is a predicted model, not a curated record.